UUUCUUCUUCAAACGGCGUGGGCGGUCACAAAUAGUCGACUGGCAGUUAUGCACCAAGUUAUACGUGUUGCUGUUGUUUUCACUCGUUUCCAGACCUCGGUGUGUUUUGUUGACGAUGGAGCUGCUUCUGCCAACAAGCCAGCACCACUUCUCCCGUCCAGAUCAAAGAAAAAGAGAGAGAGAAGCUGUUUCGGAAGGAGGAGCUUGGAUCUUGACACACGCCCAGUGCCUCUCGAACCUGCCGCUUCCACCUAACAGAUAGUCGAUGCCGCCGCCGCAGUUUCAUCCGUCGAAAUCCUUUCACACGGCGCGCGAACCAUUCAAAGUACAGUCCACAUUUGUUGACUUCUUCGACUUGACACAGAAUUGAAAUUAUCUGAUAAUUAACACGAGUCCAAACUUCGUUCAAACACAGGUUGCCACGACAAUUUGCCCGCUCCAUUCUUUUGGGAACCAACAAUAUGGACGGUUCAUCUGCUAUUAGUUCACAGCAAACCUUGAUGGACUACUUUCGAAUUCCGAGCAAUCCUUCUGGAUGGUUGCCCCAGCAACACUUUGGCUCUUACAGUCCCUUCAGUCGUUACCUUUGGUCAGCAGCAGCGGCUGAAGGUUAUCCAGCGCUGGAAUUGAUUCCCUCGGCGGCCGUAACGGAAAAACCGCCGUAUUCCUACAUAGCACUAAUCGCCAUGGCCAUCCAAUCGGCUACAGACAAGAAAAUCACCCUUAAUGGCAUCUACCAGUUCAUCAUGGAUCGGUUUCCUUACUACCGAGAAAAUCGCCAAGGAUGGCAAAAUUCCAUCCGUCACAAUCUGAGCCUAAACGAUUGUUUCAUCAAAGUACCGCGGGAGAAAGGUCGACCGGGCAAGGGCGCAUUUUGGACUCUUGACCCGGCCUGUUACGACAUGUUUGAGGCCGGAAACUACCGCCGCCGAAAGCGAAAGCCGAGGAUGAUCCAUCCAGCAUCAACUCACCCAGCAACGGGGCAACAGCAGUCUCAACUGAAUCGGCGUGAGGAUAAGUUUGUUUUCAGUAUUGAAAAUAUCCUUCGGCCAGAUCCGUUACCCGAUCAGCGGGAGCAGAUCACGCCUCUCCCACUCGUCUCCUGCUAUACGGGACAGCUUGUCAAUCACCGCUUCGUCAACUCAUUAACAUAGUUAGUAAUCGGUAGCGACAGAAAGAAAGAGCGAAAAAAAAAGAAGAAAAAUCAACUUUUUUUUGUUUUCUUUUUGUGUGCAACUUCAAACCAAUUAAAGCAACUUUAAUUGGUGUAGUAGGCUUUAUAUUUAUGUACAUCUUGUGACGUGCUAUUCAUUAGCGUCUAAUUAAAAAAUGUCUGCAUCUCUCUCCCCCUCUUUCUACGUAUUUCCCCUCUUUGAUUUAUUUCUGAAUUACGUAAACGAUCGUUAUGAUAUAUAUAUUGGUGUGUGACGAGAAAGAUGAAAAACCGGUGAAGCUUAUUUGGUGCCUUUGAUUUCUACAAUUCGUCAGUUCGUUAGCGAUUUUUUUUUCUCCUUUUGUUGUUGAAUUGUCUCUCGAUCUUUGUCUCUUCAUAAUUUGACGAAUCAUUGUGACUGAUUGUCUUAAGUUAUAUAAUGAACCCGUCAUCUUUUUUCUAUCCUCUUUCAAGUGGAACAAAUACAUUGGAUUGUCAAUCAAGAGAACUUUGAACAUUCCAUCAGAAAACGCAAUAUGCAUAACGUGAUCACAAACACGGCAGCCACUGUCGACAAAGAUCGGACCUUGUUUAGAGACUCUCUCUUUCUU
Molecule: messenger RNA, 1764 nt
Organism: Daphnia pulicaria
Lineage: Eukaryota; Metazoa; Arthropoda; Branchiopoda; Diplostraca; Daphniidae
Product: forkhead box protein L1-like
Exons: 3
Coding region: 462-1154 (230 amino acids)
Biological process (GO): anatomical structure morphogenesis; regulation of transcription by RNA polymerase II; cell differentiation
Molecular function (GO): RNA polymerase II cis-regulatory region sequence-specific DNA binding; DNA-binding transcription factor activity, RNA polymerase II-specific
Source: RefSeq, a predicted model, not a curated record